Bombina bombina (fire-bellied toad) is the source of this 2098-nucleotide messenger RNA. RefSeq names its product gastrula zinc finger protein XlCGF26.1-like. Bases 3 to 1496 code for a protein of 497 amino acids. The transcript is spliced from 4 exons. Lineage: Eukaryota; Metazoa; Chordata; Amphibia; Anura; Bombinatoridae. The record is from RefSeq and is a predicted model, not a curated record.
AUAUGAAUGUGACACCAUCAGAUGGCUCAGCAGUUGAGCACGGAGGAGAACCGUAUGUGUGUGAUCACGUGAAGAAUGAGGAGGAUGAAGUUCCUAUAAAUAUGGCUACAGAUGAAGAUAACGCUGAUAUAGUGAAAGUCGAGAUAACAGAAGAUCUGUGUGUGAGGCAUCAGCUGGAAGCACCAGAUGAGGAAAGCAGUGACAGCAUCAGCCCAGGCCGUAUGAAUGUGACACCAUCAGAUGGCUCAGCAGUUGAGCACGGAGGAGAACCGUAUGUGUGUGAUCACGUGAAGACUGAGGAGGAUGAAGUUCCUAUAAAUACAGCUACAGGUGAAUUUGCAAACUGCAGUAAUCCUAGUCCUAGUCAUGUUGAAACUACAGAUACUUAUUUUAAUCUUCUUCAAAAUCAAAGAAGCAAAGUGGGAAAUUUGUGCUCUGAAUAUGGGAAAUCAAAUCUUUCAAGACAGCAGAAAAUGCAUACAGGAGAUAAAGCAUUUUCAUGUUCUGAAUGUGGGAAAUGUUUUGCUAGGGAAUCAACUCUUAUUACACAUCAGAAAAAUCAUACAAGAGAGAAAGCAUUUUCAUGUUCUGAAUGUACGAAGUGUUUUGCUGAGAAAUCAACUCUUAUUAAGCAUCAGAAAAUUCAUACAGGAGAGAAAGCAUUUUCAUGUUCUGAAUGUGGGAAGUGUUUUGUUCUGCAAUCACAUCUUUUUAGACAUCAGAAAAUUCAUACAGGAGAGAAAGAAUUUUCAUGUUCUGAAUGUGGGAAAUGUUUUGCUCAGAAAUCACAUCUUACUACACAUCAGAAAAUUCAUACAGGAGAGAAAGCAUUUUCAUGUUCUGAAUGUGUGAAGUGUUUUGCUGAGAAAUCAACUCUUAUUAAGCAUCAGAAAAUUCAUACAGGAGAGAAAGCAUUUUCAUGUUCUGAAUGUGGGAAAUGUUUUGCUGAGCAAUCAACUCUUAUUCAGCAUCAGAAAUUUCAUACAGGAGAGAAAGCAUUUUCAUGUUCUGUAUGUGGGAAAUGUUUUGUUCUGCAAUCACAUCUUUUUAGACAUCAGAAAAUUCAUACAGGAGAAAAAGCAUUUUCAUGUUCUGAAUGUGGGAAAUGUUUUGCUCAGAAAUCACAUCUUACUACACAUCAGAAAAUUCAUACCGGAGAGAAAGCAUUUUCAUGUUCUGAAUGUGGGAAACGUUUUAUUUGGAAAUCAUAUCUUAGUAAGCAUCAGAAAAUUCAUACAGGAGAGAAAGCAUUUUCAUGUUCUGAAUGUGGGAAAUGUUUUGCUGAGAAAUCAACUCUUAUUCAGCAUCAGAAAUUUCAUACAGGAGAGAAAGCAUUUUCAUGUUUUGAAUGUGGGAAACGUUUUAUUUGGAAAUCAUAUCUUAUUAGGCAUCAGAAAAUUCAUACAGGAGAGAAAGCAUUUUCAUGUUCUGAAUGUGGGAAAUGUUUUAUUUCAAAAUCACAUCUUAUUAGGCAUCAAAAUAUUCAUACAGGAUAGAAAGCAUUUUCAUGUUUUUAAUGUAGGAAAUGUUUUCCUAAGAAAUCAACUUAUAAAACAUAAAAAAAAAAUACAUACAGGAGAGAAAGCAUUUUCAUAUGCUGAAUGUGGGAAGUGUUUAGCUCUGAAAUCAGAUCUUAGUAGACAUCAGACACGUCUUACAGGAGAGAAAGCAUUUUUAUGUUCUGAAUGUGGGAAAUGUUUUACUAUUAAAUCAAAUCUUAUUAGACAUAAAAAAAAUCAUACAGGAGAGAAAGCUUUUUCAUGUUCUGAAUGUGGGAAAUGUUUUGCUAGGAAAUCAACUCUUAUUUCACAUCAGAAAAUUCAUACAAGAGAGAAAGCAUUUUCAUGUUCUGAAUGUGGGAAAUGUUUUAUUUCGAAAUCAUAUCUUGUUACACAUCAAAAUAUUCAUACAGGAGAAAAAGCAUUUUCAUGUUUUGAAUGUGGGAAAGGUUUUGCUCAGAAAUCAAAUCUUAUUACACAUCAGAAAAUUCAUCAAAUGCAAAAUGUCUAGCUCACUCCCUGAUAUCAAUCCUAUGCCCACUGAUAGUGCCUGCUGACACUUAAAAUGCAUCCAUAAUAAAUAAAAGCAUGCAGCAACA